This is a messenger RNA of Nothobranchius furzeri (turquoise killifish), 3216 nucleotides long. RefSeq names its product rabaptin, RAB GTPase binding effector protein 2 (gene rabep2). The record is from RefSeq and is a predicted model, not a curated record. Gene Ontology annotation, cellular component: intracellular membrane-bounded organelle. NCBI's taxonomy places the organism in Eukaryota, Metazoa, Chordata, Actinopteri, Cyprinodontiformes, Nothobranchiidae. Gene Ontology annotation, biological process: endocytosis. Gene Ontology annotation, molecular function: growth factor activity; GTPase activator activity.
ACCCUUUGGAGGCACCACUUGUUGCCAGUGUGGUUUAUAGUUUGCAAAAUUCCCUUUAGAGUUAGUAAAAUAACUCAUUUAGACUUGUUACACGCGUUUUCUGUAGAGACAAUGCUCCUACGUACUGACUGUAGGAGCUUAUCUGGUCUUUCCUCAGCCCAGUCUCCUGGCUGCUCUUGGCUCUGAACAGGAAGGAGGUUGACGCAUUUUCCGCAGGCGCAAACCGGGGAAAGUUGUUUCCUGAAGUUCACACCGUGUUCGUGUUGAUACAUUUCAUACCAAACCUUUGCGCCAGCGUGACUCUGGUGGACUUGUAGGAGUUUUUCCAGGCUUCUUCUUCGUGUGUUUGUUUGUGCUGGCCGCUGCCCUGCCUCUGAUGGAUGAAGCCGUCUGACAGGAGGAUGAGCUCCAAGGAGGAAGACUCAGAGGCGAGUCUGCGGGCCCAGCUAGCAGAGAGCCAGGCGCAGGUCGAACACUGGCAGGGUGUGGCGACCAUCUGUGAGCUGAGCAAACAGGAGGAACUGGCAGAGCUGCAAAAACAAUGUGAUGAAGAGAUCCAGUCACUGCAGGAGGCUCUCAGAGAGACAGCAGCUCAGUAUGAAGCCAGGAUAGCUGUGCUGCAGUCUCAGCCUGUAGAGUGGAGGAGACCCAGUGGACACAACAUGAUUAGUAGCAGGAAGGGCAGGGUGGAUCCAGAAGUCUCUGCUAAUGAAACACCGCUCGUCAACAGCCUGACAGACGAUGAAACGUCAUCUCCGGCGUACAGAACUCGUCUGGAAGCCGAGGGAGAAGGAGCGGCGCUUUCAACAGAGGACUACUUUUCAUUACAGCACUGUGACUCUGCCUCACUGUCCUCCUUCAUGUUGGACACACCCUCCCUGCCCAGAAAGCUCCUCGCUCAGGAAGAUACGGAGUCACUGGUGUCCACAGGAACUCUGGUGCCCGAAGCCAUCUACCUGCCUCCGGCCGGACACCGACUGGUAACGCACAGCGACUGGGACGCACUCAAUGCACAGCUGUCGGAGCUACGAGGGGAAGUGAGUCGUCUGCAUGCGGAGAAAGAAGAGCUGGAGAGAGAACUGGAUACACAAUCCAACCACACACACAAACAAGUGUCAGUGCUGCAGUCUCAGGUCCAGGCCUCAGAAGCUCUCCUUCAGGAUUUGCAGAAAUCUUUCAGCCAAUCUCAGAAUGCAGUCCAGAGUCGGCUGUCAGAGUUGUCGCUGUCUCAGAGGAAGAUGUGCAGCGAGCUGUCCAGACUGAAAGGAGAAGAGGCAGAGGAGAGUGUGUCAGAAAGCAGCUCAUCGUUCUCCGCCACACUGCAUGGGCCGCAUUGUGAGGAGCGCCUUCGCAUAGAGAUCGUCAACCUGAGGGAGCAGCUGGACACUCGCACAGAGGAGAACGAGGUUUUAGAGGUGCAGCUUUCCACUCUGAGAACGGAGACUGAGAAGAUUCAGUCUGAGCUGCUGGCCUGUCACACUGAGCUGGACGCCCUGCGGGUGGCGCUCACUCACCUACAGUCCACCAACAAAACCCUCAGCAAUGAAAAAGCGGCUCUGCACCAACAGAGUCUGGAGCUGCGAAGCCAAGUGAUCAGUCUGCGCUCUCAGCUCGACACCAGCCAGGCUGUUCAGAUGGACUUCGUCCAGCUCUCCCAGUCACUACAGGUGAAGCUGGAGCUGGUUCGCCAGGCAGAAAGUCUGGAACAGGUGAGACAAAUCCUGGAGGGGGAUACCGGUCCGGCUGGCUCGCAACCUGCUGAUGCCUCGUGAGGCUCCAGAACCAAAGACCCAGAGAGGUCAGGCAGAGACUCGGGUGGAGGGACUGCCGGUGCUGCUAUAACCCUGGAUCUGCACGUGGACGAUAUGACCCUCAUAGCGGAGGAUUUUAUUUGCCAGACACGGUUGAUUAGUGACCAAAUUAGCCACUAAUGCACUCUCUGUGCAGCAUUUUUGUAAUACUGACCUGCUCCAGCAAAACACUCAACUCUCCAACACUAACAGUUAUCAUUAUGCAUAAAACAGACGUUUCUCUGUAAAGUGGUGCAAAACAGACGUUCCUAAUCACCAGCUUUCUCUUAGCAUUUUUAUGUAUUUUUGGUAUUAUAAAUAACUAUAAUAUGCAUAUUUUUGGGUUUAGCAGAAACAUUCCUAUUUUAUAACAAUAGAAGCUAGGGUAGAGAGUUAUUCAAGAAUUAUAUUUCUUGUCUUAAUACACGCUGAUAUAACAGAGAACAUGCAAUUAUUCUCAAGUAUUAAGGUCUAACACAAUGAUGGAUCAAUUCCUGGCUCUGUGCGACUGAACAUACAGAUACGCUACUGAAAAUUAAGAUUCCAUGUUUUCUUUAGUACACAUCUUUAUUUUUUAAGAACAGAAUAAACAGAAAAGCUUUUAUAUUCCUUAACUAUAUAUUAUUUUCAAUACAUACACAGAAAAACAAUUGCAGCAUUUUUUUGGUGUAUUUUCAGGAUGCCUUUUGUGUCUUGUAUUCACACCGCUGGAUGUUUUUGAUCAUGUGACUUGGAGCGCAGUCGUUCCGCUGCAGCGCUCUGCCUUUUCGCUCUGUCCUCCGUGUCUCAGUGCUUCCCUCGCUUCAGACGCUCGCGGCCUCUUCUGUCUUUAGACUUUUCCUGGAUGGACAAAGAAAAGAUGUGUUGGUUCUAAGCAAAAUUGGAAGAUGAUUUGCUUUGAAGUUGUUUUUACAAUUUUACAACUCAUCAGGACAUUGUGGAAAGUACUGUAACCAGUGUUUGUGGAAUUAAAGCAGAUGGUUUUAAGUAUGGUUCUGUGGAAAAGUCGUGAACUGGUUCAACACUUGUUGUAACAACCUCAGUUUGGAGAAAUGCUAUUUUCUCUGACAAUGACACUCAUGUAAAUGUUGCCAUUCAGACUUAUUUAUAUAGAGGUUUGUGCUGGGGAGCUCUCUCUUUAUUAACCUAAUAAGGUUAAUAAAACAUUGUUUGCACAGAUUGCUAUGAAUAUUUUUUUAGAUUAGACUUGUUUUGGCUAGCUCUGUUUCUCUAAACUGAGGUUGUUCUGAGCAUCAGAUGAUAAAUCAUAACCUCCCCCAUGUGAAAGAUCUGAACUAUCGCUUUAAUUUGUCAUCAUUCUGUAAUUUAAUGCCAAACAACCCCUGAGCAUCAAAACUAAAUCCACUCUGUUUGUUAUUCCCUCUGAAUUUAGUUUAAACAACAAUAAACUGAAAGUUUAAGUGUU